Molecule: messenger RNA, 753 nt
Organism: Acaulospora morrowiae
Lineage: Eukaryota; Fungi; Glomeromycota; Glomeromycetes; Diversisporales; Acaulosporaceae
Source: the annotation of a GenBank genome assembly
AUGGCCGAAAACCAAAGAGCUGAUUCUGGACCAAGCCGAAUAAAAACAUUUAUAGCGGUUGGAUCCAUGAUAUUCGUCGAAGUCAUCUUGCCUAUAAUUCUAUACUUCAUCCUCGAAAAAUAUCUCCCAGUAAUCUGGGCGCUAGUUAUAUCAGGUGUCCCGCCGCUAAUUGUAGUGAUCGUGGGACUCAUUCGGCAUAGGCGUGUUGAUGUUUUAGGAGUGCUCAUCGUAUUCAGUUUUAUUGUCGGAGCUAUUGUGGCAGGUGUUCAAGGAGAUCCGCGACUAUAUUUGUUACGCGAAUCUUUUAUUACGGGAGUUAUUGGCUUUGUAUUUCUUAUUACCUUGAUUCCAAUUAAGGUUGGUUCUUUUCGAAUGCGACCAAUGGUGUUUUAUUUUUCCAAAGAUAUGGCAACAGGUGGAACCUUCGGCUCGGGCGGUGGUCAUCUUCAACCAAUAACAGAAGAUGAAUCUAUCGAAGCACGUUGGGAAAGGUAUUGGGACUCAUACCCAAAAUUUCGACAAGGAUUCAUCGUCAUGACAGCUGUCUGGGGAUUUGGGUUGCUCAUCGAAGUUGUGUUUCGUGUCAUCAUCAUAUUCCGAGCGCCAACGAUUGAUCAAGCCGUUUACAUUGCGAGUAUCGCGACGUAUAGUUGGAUUGCUCUUUUGGUGCUGUUCACAAUUGUUUAUUCCAGAUGGAUGGCUAGAAUGGGUCAAAAAAGACUUGCGAUGGCUAAUGCUGGCCAGCAAUUAUAG